Messenger RNA from Caretta caretta (loggerhead turtle), 2215 nucleotides. RefSeq names its product dynein regulatory complex subunit 5 (gene DRC5). Gene Ontology annotation, biological process: microtubule-based movement. Gene Ontology annotation, molecular function: protein binding. The record is from RefSeq and is a predicted model, not a curated record. NCBI's taxonomy places the organism in Eukaryota, Metazoa, Chordata, Testudines, Cheloniidae.
GGGCCGCUUCCCCAGCAACCGCGGCCGGGUCCGGCCUGCCAGGCCAGAGCAGCCCGAGGCGGCGCCCACCGGGAGGCGGUGAGAGGGAACCAUGGCUGGAAAUGUGCUGGUGAUACUGUCCUGAUGCAGACUUUCCUUCUGUUUCGUCUACGGGGGUAGGGUCAGCUUAGCAUGUGAGGAUGCAGGAGCCAGUUUCUGGAGACAUGAAUGUGGCCUCUCCCACAUUGAAAACAUCAGUGGUGAACCCUGCAGCCAACCCCCGACGUAUGCGACGGAUCAUUGCUGAGGAUCCUGAGUGGUCCCUGGCCAUUGUUCCACAACUCAGUGAGCUCUGCCUCCAGCACAUCGUCAGCAACUUUGAAAAGAAUCCUGUUGUGGACUAUCUCCGGCCAGAGCACCAAAGGAAGGUGCUGGACAGGAUUUCCACAGGCCUGCCCCUCACAGUGACCGCCAACCUGAUCAGUGACGAAGGCUACUGGAAGAGGUGCUGUACUGAGCGAUGGGCGGUGUGUGAUGUCUCCCGCUACGGGGGCAGCUGGAAGCGGAUGUUCUUUGAACGCCACCUGGAGAACAUCCUGAAGUACUUCAUCCCUAACACAACCGACCCCAGUCAAGUCCUGGAGGUCAUCCCACUUUGCAAGGAGUAUGUGAGGAAGCUGGAAAUCGAUCAGUUCCUCCCACCAGUGAAGCUGGAUCAGAAUAAGGAAGAGGAUGACAUGUCCGAUUCUGGGAGUGAUGUUGGGGUCGAUGAAUUCUGCAUGCAUCACUAUGACCUAGGAGUGCUCACUGCUGCCCUCUCUCACCUAGAAGAGCUGCAUCUGACGUAUGGUGUGAAAGACUGUGGCAUGAACUUCGAGUGGAGCCUCUUUGACUUUACGUAUCAGGACUGUUGCUCUCUGGCCAAUGCUUUCAAGAAGUGCCACACCUUGAAAGUCUUCAAGCUGUGCCGGAGCAAAGUGGAUGACGAAAAGAGCCGGAUGCUGAUACGGAAUUUGUUAGAUCACCCAUGCUUGGUGGAGCUGGACUUGUCCCACAAUCUAAUCAGGGACCGGGGAGCACGAGCCAUUGGCAAACUGAUCAACCACAGCAAGCUAGAAAUUCUCAACCUGUGUAAUAACCGGAUCCGGGCCCCAGGAGCCCAGGCUAUUGCUCAUGCCCUAGCCAAGAAUUCUACGCUGACCUCUCUGAACCUGCGCAUCAACUGCAUUGAGGAUGAGGGUGGCCAGGCAAUAGGCCAUGCCCUGCUGACUAAUGCCACCUUGACAUCUAUCCAUCUGGGAGGCAAUGAGUUGUCAGAGCCGACAGCUACGCUUUUCUCCCAGGUCCUUGCUCAGAACACAGCUCUGACUAGCAUCAACCUUGCAUGCAACCACAUAGGGCUGGAUGGUGGGAAGCAGCUGCUGGAAGGAAUGUCAGAUAACAAGACCGUGACUGAAUUUGACCUGCGGCUGGCAGAGGUGGGGCAAGAGAGCGAGUACCUCAUUAACCAAGCCCUGAAGGCUAACCAGGAAAUUGCCCGUCUGAAAACCUUUCACCAGUCAAACUCCUUGGAAGAGAAAUCCCCAGAUCUGGAUUAGCCUAUCACAUGCCCUUAUUUACCACUGUAGCCUUUGAAAUGAAAUGUCUUUCCUCAUUGGGCAGCUGUGGCCAUAUGAUAUUAAUUCAUGAUUGUGGGAGGGGUAAGAAAAUGUAACAGACAGCGUGGUGUCAAGGCCUAGGCCCUACCUGGCAGUUGGAUCCCUAAGGAGAUUUCUCACUGGCUCCUUCACACAGUGUGGUCAAGGGUUUCCAUGUGACUUCACUCCUCCAUCGCAGCAGUGCUGCUGGAUUGUGUGCUGUUGACACCUGUCCAUAGGGAACCAUGCUGAUUACCCCCAGGUGUGGCUGAUUACACUCAGAUGUGAUUUCAGCAUAGUUCCUACCUCUCACAGACUGGCCUGAAAAUUCAUCUCCUGGAAUUAGUCUCAGAAUAAUGUUUUUCUUUAUAUAACCUUUUCAAUUAUUUUUUCUUACAAUAAAAUAACUAAAACAGGGAAUUAUACAUAUUCCACUAUAUUGGCUACUAUUCUUACCAAUGAAAUCAAUUGGCAGUCUAUGAUAGGCAUACUACAGUAGCCUAUGGACCACUAGCAGUCUGAGGCGAGUUGUCACAUGGUGUUCGGGCCUUCUUUGUUUCCAGCUGCUAAAUGGCAUUAAAAAACUCAAGCCAUGUUCA